Dromiciops gliroides (monito del monte) is the source of this 1402-nucleotide messenger RNA. RefSeq names its product caspase-14-like. The record is from RefSeq and is a predicted model, not a curated record. Gene Ontology annotation, molecular function: protein binding; cysteine-type endopeptidase activity. Gene Ontology annotation, biological process: regulation of apoptotic process; proteolysis. NCBI's taxonomy places the organism in Eukaryota, Metazoa, Chordata, Mammalia, Microbiotheria, Microbiotheriidae. The transcript is spliced from 8 exons. The coding region runs from base 181 to 1194 and encodes 337 amino acids.
CAACUCUAAAUGAUGGAAGAAGCUGAAGACAUCAGUUAAAACUUAUUUUUAAAAUGCUGUGUGACCACAAGUGUAAAACAAGCUGAGGGGAGAAAAGGCAAGCGCUGUCGGCUCUGAGCUGUGCCCGACCCCUCCCCAGCCCGGGGUCCUCAGCGCCCGACGCCCCCUGGUACCGUGGCCAUGGAGAGGCUCAGGGCCCAGGUGGGGAGCACGCUGGACCAGCUCACCCCGAACGAACUGAAAGAGUUCAAGUUUUACCUGCGGCACUGCGAGGAGCCCCGAAUCACUGCGCAGGACCUGGACCUGGCCGGCACCACCCCGGAGCUGGCCGAUCUGCUGCAGAAGCGCUACGUCAGGAGCGAGACGCCCAGGGUCUUAGCCCAGGUGCUGAAGCGGGUACGCCGCAUGGACCUGGCAGCCGAGUGGGAUUCCAUAGAAAGAGCUUCACGGAUGAAUUUGAAGAGACCAUAUGAAGAUGACGGCCCUGAAUUGGAACGCUAUAACAUGGACCAAAAGCGUAAGGCUUUUGUGAUGUGUGUGAAAACAGGCCGACCAGGGGCUGAGCAGGAUAUGAACAGAAUUAAAAAAUGGCUGGAUGCAUGCAAGUUUGAUUAUGAAUCAUGCAUUGAUCCUGAUGAAGAGGAGUUAUUUGAGAAAUUGAGACAGUUUCGAGAUGAAAUCAACGGAAUCCCAGAUGACAUUAGCUGUUGCCUUGUUACUCUUAUGGCCCAUGGAGAAGAAGGCGUUAUAAAAACAAAAUUGGAGGAAAGAGUCAACUUAUCAGAUAUUUUUGAAAUGUUCAGCAAUGAAAAGUGUCCAGUGCUUCAAGAGAAACCAAAAAUCUUUGUAAUCCAGGCUUGUAGAGGAGAUAAAAGAGAUGGUGGUGUUGUUCAAGCUGAUGAUGAACCAAUGGAACUGGAUUCAGAGAAGAAGCGACUUCCCACAUUCAGUGAUUACUUUAUCAUCUAUCCCACCCAAAAAGAUCAUGUUGCUUUGCGCCACCCAAAAUAUGGUUCUGUGAUGAUCCAAGCCAUAGAUGAAGUCUUUCAGCAACAUGGUAUGAAGUUACAUAUUGCAGAUUUUUUCACUCAGGUGAACAACAGAGUGGUGCACACAGACUAUUACAUGAGUAAGAAUCCCGUAAAAGUAGUACUUGUCAUGGAGUCAACUCUCACCAAAGCUGUGUACUUUUGACACUUGGAGGAGAAGGAAGAAGACAUUAAAUAAAGAAUAACUUGUUUAUGCAUUUGCAUUGUGCUUGACACUUUGUAAAACAAUGUCUUUUAUAUGAAGUAAUGACAAAACCUUCCUGGUAGGUGUUUUUCUGUCAAAAAAUGAAUUUCUCUAAUGGUUUUUAAAAUAUAUUUCAUGUUUCUAAGGAGUUUUUUUGAAAAUGCUUUAU